Messenger RNA from Anopheles coustani, 5842 nucleotides. RefSeq names its product thyroid adenoma-associated protein homolog (gene THADA). The record is from RefSeq and is a predicted model, not a curated record. The coding region runs from base 215 to 5767 and encodes 1850 amino acids. Gene Ontology annotation, biological process: tRNA methylation. Gene Ontology annotation, cellular component: cytosol. The transcript is spliced from 11 exons. Lineage: Eukaryota; Metazoa; Arthropoda; Insecta; Diptera; Culicidae.
ACAACUUUCGCUGUUCCAAACAAGUUUCUGUUUAAUCGGUUGGUGCCACGACGAGCCGGAACGCUCAACAUUCCAGCGUUAUAUCUACAGGGCAAUGCCUUUGUUGCCAAAACUGGAAAGAAACUAAACGGAAAGAAUCGUUGAAACCACUUUCAACGUAGUGCAAAAAAGGCAUAUCGUGGUGCAAGAUCAGUGUCUAAAGUUUUCCAUCACAAUGAACGGACUUUCCUUGCGUAUAUCAAAUGUACGGGCGAAUGAAAAUAUUAAAAAGAACUCUGAAAUAAGAAUGGAUCUUUUCCAAGUGCCUUCUACGUUUCUGAAUGCAGAUAAUGCUUAUUUAAACCAAUUGAAUAAGUCAGCAUCAAUCGAGGAGCAAGUUAAAGUUCUUAAAGAGUAUUCUUCUUUCGUGGUCGGAUUGGAGGAUUCGUUUAAGAGUAAUGUGCAAACAUUAGCGAAUUUGUUCAUGGAAGCCCCACUUAAGCAUGCCGUACGCAAUACUAUAGCUCGUACUUUAAGCAAUUUGACUGCCAGUCGAGAAAUCGUAGCAACAAGUAUCGCCACCAGCAUCAAGGCACGCAUUCUACAGGACUCUAUCGGAUCGACUGACCCGGCGCAACGCAAUGCCACGAUAUGCAGUAUUGGUAGCUGCUUUGAAAACUUCAAACCAGGCUGCGAAGCUGUGCGGCUUAGUCUGCAACAGUUGUUUCAAUUUCUAAACAAAUCAGUCAUGGUUUAUUUAGAACGCAUGAAUGAGCAUGUUUCGCCAUCGGACAAGAGUGAGCUAUGUUUGUUCAUACACUCUGCGAUAAGGAUAGUGAUUUCAUGCUUUCAGCAGUUCCCUGAUCAGCUAAAAGCAUCCUAUGAGGGUGAGAAAAAUGUCGAAAAGUUGGUACUUAUUUGUUGGGAUCUUCUAGAGAAUCCUGAAAUACCGAUGGACACUAAAACCAACUGCGGGAUACUGAUAGCGAUGAAUGCCAACCUUGAACAGCGUUUCCUGCGGUUGGCCCAGCGUGUUUUUGCAGAGGACAGCUCAGCAAAGCAGAUGUGUCUGGUGAAUGGAAUUAUAUGCUCGAUAGAAAACGAACACUUUACCAGCCCCGACUGGAAAGGCAUCGAAGUGCUACAUCAGGCGGCAACAGUUCUUAAAGAAAUUUCCGAAGAAAAUUCAGUAGAAGUCAGCAUCGUGUUGGGUACUACACGAGGAUUUUAUCAAAUGACGAAACGUCUGCUUAGCCUGAAACUCGAAGGCUAUAAAACCUCCGAGCGCAAAGAAUUGAUUGAUAUCUUAGCCAUAAAUCUACGCUAUUCGCUAUCCCAUUUGGAUCACUAUGUGGAUAGUAUACGGCAUAUAUCGCGAGAUUUGCUUAAAUGCACCAUUCAACUUGGAACGCGACUGGAUGAUACGCUCAACGGCAUCAUUUAUGAUUAUAUUCGCAACGGAGCCAUAAAUAUUAAUACCAAAUGCGUACUAAUUGGAGCAUUAUCUUCGAUACUGAAAGCGAAGGAAGUACUACGUGCCAUCCCGGACGUGCCAGAGUUUCUGCUGGGGUCGCUGACCUGCAAUGAUCACGCAAACACGAACUUGCACAUUAACAAUUGCUACGAAUCGCUUAUGAUGUCCUAUCCAUACGAAGACAACAAGCAGGAAUGGUUUAACCGAUGGAUUCAUCCCAUUUUGAAGGAAAUUAUGAAUGGUCGUGAGAAUUCGGUUACCACCGACGAACCUGUCGAUGGUGGCGUCAAUGUAGUUCAGGGCGCUUCGGAAAGUCAAUCGGAAAUUGCGGCCUCGGAUGGCAGUGAUGGAAACGACAUAAAAGAUACCCUACACGACCUGAUUAGAAAGGCUAUUCGUGCGAACCCGGAAAUAGCAAUACGCAUGAUUGACAGUAAAGUUGGUGUAAGUUUCGGAUUGAUUCUAUCGUCCCUGGGAAUUGCCCGGAAGAGUGGUCUGUUUGACGCGGUCCAAUCUACCGAGAGUAUGUGGAAGAAUCUGCUUUCCUAUGCAGACAUCCGGCAGGCUAUGAUAUCGGCCGAUGAAUCGACGCGCAUGUCGGCCUUGUAUUUGAUAACGGAGUGUCACAAGAGUACGGAAAUUUUCACCCAGCAAGAUCUAGAGUGCAUCCUGUUCUUUCUCGAGACGAACAUCAAUGUACAGGCGGCUUCUCUUCGACAUAAGAUUACCUCAUGCAUGAAGAGUGCAUUGAAUAGACUUCGGUCAGGUUUUCUUAGCAUCAUCAAGAAGUCGGACAUCGAUGGAAAGAGUCAUUACUAUUACGGUUUUGUAAAGCGUCUUCAUGAGUUCUGUGUGGAUAGUCAAUUUUUAGGAGCAAAUUAUAGCCGGCGCGUGAUUUCUUUUCAAAUUCUAUUGCAGCUGUUACAAAUUUCUACCUAUAUAUUUCAUGACGACGAACAUACCAGCAUAUGGAAUGAACAGCAAGUUCGCAUGCUACUGACCGCAUUGAACGAUAGUUAUGAGUCCAACAAGCACAACUCACUCAAAGUGCUGUCCUUCUGUCCACAACAAUUUAUUGAACGUUUCAAUAAUGAGCUUAACUAUGAAGUUACACGAGCCCUUAUGGUGAGCCCACGACCGAACGAUUCGCUUUCGGCCGCAUACUAUCUGGAGUAUCUAUGCUUCGUUAACAAGACGAUCGAGGUGCCCAGGCUAGAGCGAGAACCAGCCGAUGCCAUCGUUUCGGAAAUCAAAGCUUACCGAUGCUUCUUAUGGUGCGAGGAAAUACUUAUGCAUGGCUUUCGUCUCGCUAGUAAUUCAUUAUUACGCGCAUCUCGCGAGAAUCCUAUGUUUGGGGCUUUGAUUUGCAUCCGUCAUUUGCUUAGUAAGUUGGAUUACAAGGAACUGUCCCGAGAAGAGAGCUGGAAGACAUCCAUCACUCGCCUAAUUGGUACAUGUGAUAGCAUAGCAAAGAUAGUUUCCGUUGUUACGAAGAACUCAUCACCGGAAGGUACAUUUUUAGAUGAGUUUCUGGAUGAUGGCGUAGAUAAAUCCGAAGAUAUCGAAAUGAGCGAGGAAGAAGAUAUGCCAAGUGAUGAAUCUACGAUGGUUGACGUGAUCAGUGCCACAGUAGACGAUACGAGCAAACUCGAAACGACACCGCAAAUGAUAUUGCUCUGCUCAUGGCGUACGAUAAAAGAAAUUUCAUUGAUAUUGGGUGACAUUGCUUCACGAUCACCAAUCACAGACGGAACGAGCAGUUCCGCUGCCGACGAUGGAGAGGGUCUCCUAACUUGCCAGCAGAUUUUGGGCAUUGGAAACCAGUUUAUCGAGUUACUCUCCGAAACGACACAUAGAGGAGCGUUUGAGCAAGCUUAUAUAGGAUUUUCCAAGAUUUGCCUUCGCCUCUGGGGCUCACCCCACGCCGAACUACACCAGCUGCCGAUGCGUUGGAUCAAGGAGCUCAUAAACGCCAUCACUGGCAACGGUCAAACGUCUGGGGAACCUGGUGGUGGUGAAAUUAGAAUCGAAAAGUUGUGCAUUACAAGGCGUAGUGCCGGAAUACCGUUCAUUAUUCAAGCGCUUAUAACCUCCGAGCUCCAGGUCAGUUCCACCAAGGGACUUCAGUUUUGCAUGAGAGCACUUCUCGAGCUCUGUCGUUCCACCAAUACUAGCAGCCAAACUAGGACUCAUUCGCUUAACAUACUACGUUCCUUGUUUCGAUCAACCGAUCUGGGCGAAACGGUUGGUGAAUUUAUCUCCGAAGGCAUUAUGGGAGCUAUCGACGGUUAUGAGGCAGAGUCUUGGUCGGAAAGAAAUUCGGCUACACUAUUGUUCUCUGCGCUAAUGGUACGCGUAUUUGGAGUGCAUCGUUCCAGAGAUACUGAAAAUCUUAACAUUCGUAAUAAAAUGACGGGAAGAAUAUUCUUUUUGAGAUAUCCUCUUCUUUACGAUUAUUUUGUACUGGAACUAGAGAAAGCCAGUAAAAUCAUCAUACAAGGAAGCCGAAGUAAAAAACUACAUCCACUCCUGUUGUUGCUCAGCCGAUUGUAUCCAUCAGCGCUAGAAGGCAGUGAAUCAAAUUUAAAGCUGUCGCGGUUCGUACCUCUAGUUUCCAUUUGUUCCGGGUGCGCCGAACUACAGACACGGUAUCUUGCAGCCAAAAUCAUCUCUAUCAUCGUAUCCCCGGAUCUGGUAUUUGAUAGAAUUUGCCUGCUGCUGGAAAGCUUAAACCGGUCUAACAAUCGCAACAUCAACCCUAACUCAAUACACGGGGCACUGCUGCAGAUACUUUACCUCGUCAAAACUAAAAAUACUGGCCUGGUGGUGGCAGCCACAUCUAGCGGGCAGUUGAACAACUGGAUAGAACUAUACACGGCGAUUUCAAAUUACCUAUUCGAAGUGAAGCCCAACUUUACGAUUUACUGCACUGUUUUGGAUAUUUUACUAGAAAUCCUGGCACGUUGCCAGCACAUCAUAAUUAGUGAGGACGACCAAUUCAUCGAUGAUCUGAGCAAUAUUGUAGACUAUCUAUUGAAUCUUGCCCAGCAUCGGAAGUAUCACGGUGAUCCGUUAGUGCAGCAGAAGAUAGUUCUGAUGAAAACGUUUAUGUAUUUGUACAGUGAUGAUGACACCGCCGGCAGAAGUACAGAGUGUUUUCUGUUGCGCAUUGAACCACAUGGCGAGAGCCGACAAUCUAUGGAGUACGUAGAAGCCAUGCUAAAUAUGGCACUGUUAGUGCUGGAUGUUGAUUACAUUGGAAAGCACUACGAAGACUACGAUAUCACCCCUGUGGAGGUGUUCUACUUUCGCAAUAUUUGCGAGCUUAAGCCUGACCGGUUACGUUGGCUGAAAACAGAGUUGCUUCGUUCGCAGGUGUUUCAUAGUUGCUUACAUCGUCUGAUAAAUUGUGAUGACGAUCAUACAUCGCCAGCACAACAACCAUACACGAUUCGAGUUAAAGCGUAUCUGGUACUUAGUUACAGUACCGUAGCUGUGAAUAACGCGCUGGUGAACGGAAAGAGUGGCCGGGAAGCAAUACAGACAAUCUUCAAAACAGCCAACAGCCAACCACACCAGCUGCGCGGUGCCAUGUUUCGGUGUCUAAAGCGUCUUUUACAGAACGAAACGAAAGGUUCUAGCGAGUUUACGAUGAAUAUUGACUUUUUACCAACCCUUGCGGCUGCCCACCAAUCACACCCCAUCAGGUUGACAGCUGUUGAAUGUUUGCAUAUUGUUGGACGGCGCGUCUUCGAUGGAAAAUCUGCCAACCAAUACAUAAGUUUUAGUUAUGCUCUAUUGGAUUUGCUCAAUGAUGAUGACUGCACAGUUCGCUCAAAAGCAUCACUGGUUGUGACUCAUUUGUAUCAAGCGAUCGAAAAAACUAAACAGAAACCACUUGUAGCAACAUAUGCACAAAGCGUAUAUUUACGAUUACUUACCAAAACGAUGGUUGCACACAAGAUAACUGUAAACCAAGUGAUAGCUGUCGUCAUUAUUGUGCUGGUUAUGAAGGAGCAAGAUAGAAAGGAUGAAUCUGUAAAUAUUGACGAAAUAACGGACAUCAAAGUAUUUGACAAAAAUGAAGUUAACAUAUACGGUGAGUUCGAGUUGCUUCGCGCGUACUGCAUAGCAGAGAUUCAACAUUUGAUUGCAACUUUCGAAGGAUAUGACAUCAACAGUAACGUGGAAAAAAUACAGAAACACGUAGACAAACAUCUAAAACAGCCGUACUGUAUUCGCGCGAUGCUUUUAUCCGCGGUUGCAACACCAUCGAAGAUGAUAGGUGUUGUUCUGUUAAAUAAAAACAUAUAAGAAAGCCGAUGUACAACAACUCUGACAUAUAGUAAAAAAUGAAAGGAUAUGUAAAAAAUAAAUCAGAUUUCAAUG